AUGCCCCCUGCUCAUGUGGCGGCGGAGGCGCAGGCGUGCGCCGAGGCGGACGUCGAUGUCGCGUACGUCAGUGUCGCGCUCGAGGACGCACUGCGUGAUGCGAGGACGGGCGCGUCUCCCCUAGCGAUAUCGAUCGUCCCGCGUCGCGAGGCGUGCACGUCGCGCACGGCGCUGUGGGCCGCCGGCCGCAUCGUGUGGGCGCGGCCUCUGCGCCCCGAGAUGGCCGAGGAAGCCGAGGUGCACGCGCGCAUGGCUGUGUACGUGCACCCUGCUUUGGCGGGCUCGACGGACGUCGCGGUCCGCGCCGUCGAGCCCGUGCGCCUCGCUGCCGUGUACGUGGCUGUGGCGGCCGGCGACUACGAGCGCCUCGCUGCCGACCAGGCGGGCGUGCAAGACGCGCUGGAUGGGCGCAUCGUGUGUACGCAUGCCUGCAUGCCCUUACUGGGCACGACGGCGCGUGUGCUUAUGAGCGAGCCCGUCGCGCAGGGCGUCGUCGAUGCGUCAGCGACGCGCGUCUAUGUGAUCCAAGAGCGACCUGCCGCGGCCGCCGAGGAGGACGUCGCUGCGGCGCCACCUGCGAUUGACGAGCGCUUCUUGGCGUGCGAUACGAGUGCGUCGCCUGCCUUUCGCGCGCGCCUCAUGCCGCACGCCCAGCUCGUGCGCGAUGCGAUCGAGGCAUGGCAGCGGCGCGGCAACGAUGCGUAUGUCGAUAUCGAGAGUGUGGUGCUUGUGCGUGAGCGAGCGCUCGCGCAUCUGGCUCUCUUUGACGGCGACUGGGCCGUCGCGACCGUGUGGCCAGAUCGCAAGCCGCGCGUCGUCCGUGUGUGCAUGACAAGCGACGCCCUCGCGCUUGACGAGGCGUAUGUGCCGCCGAUGCUGCUGCAGAACCUGUGUGACGGCGCGACGUUCGACCCCAUGCGGGAAGUCGCGCUGCAUCUCGACCCGCUGCCGCCGCAUGUGGCCGAGGAGGCCAUCGAGCUCGCUGAGCCGCCGUCCAAGCCGCCGCUGAUGCCGUGUGCCGAGCACAUGUGCAUCGCGACGAUCGCGUCGCCCGUGACGACGGACCGCGCUUAUGAUGCGCAGUGUGCAGAUGCGCUGCGCGCGUACCUCGCUGACCACCCACGCAUCCUGCGCGAGGGCGACGUGAUCGCCGUCGCCCUCACCGCCGGGCGUGCGCGCUUCCAGCACAUGGACACGGCCCGCGAGCAGACGCCCGCUGCGUCGCAAAUGCUGCAUCUGCCGGGCCAUCCGCCGACGUACCUGCGCGAUGCGGUCUACUUUUGCGUGAGCGAGCUCACGCCCGAGCUCGUCGAUCCCGAGACGCUGCAGCGCCGCAUCCCGACGACCAUGCCGGCCCUGCGGCAGUGGUGCCUGACCCUGCUAGCCUCGGGCAGCAUGGCCGGCGCAGGCUGCUGGGUCGACGCGCACACCACGCGCAUCCUGCAGAGCGGCACGGUCCAGCGCCGCGUCGUGACGGACGUGCACGGCUGGCUCGGCUUGGCGUCCGACACGCCGCCCUGUCCGCCCGACCACACGCCCUUGACGCAGCCAGGCUCCGCGUGGUCGCGCCUCGCCUCGCUGCUGCACGCGGCCCUAUCGCCCCGUGCGCAGUCGCUCGGCGUCCACGUGCACCUGCUGCUCCAAGGCGCACGCGGCGUGGGAAAGCGCAUGCUGGUGCGCUGGGCCGCUCAGCGCGUGGGUGUGCAUGUGCUCGAGCUGCCGAGCACGAUGCUGGUGGGCGAUACGGAUGCGCACACGGAGGGCGCGCUGCGUGCGCGGUGUGAGCGCGUGCGCUCGUGCAUGCCGUGCGUUCUCCUGCUGCGGGAUAUCGAUCUGCUCGUGCGGCGCGGCGCGGGCGAAGCGGCGCAGCAGGCCGUCGUCAAGAUGCUGCAUCGGUGCCUGAGUGACGACGGCGGCGUGCCGCUGGUGAUCGGCACCGUGGACGAUGCGGAGGCGUGUCCUUCCGCGCUGCGUGCGCUGUUUCCCGAGACGAUCGAGCUGCGUCCGCCGUCAGAGCCGGUGCGGGCGCAGCUGCUGCGCAUGGCGCUCGAGACGUGCGAGCCCGGCGCGGAUGUCGAUGUGCAUGCGCUCGCUGUGCAGACGGCCGCGCUGCUGGCCGACGACCUGCGCGACGUGGUCGACCGUGCGCGCCUCGCGUCGAUACAGCGCCUCGGUGCCGCCGGCACGAGCGAUCUUGUCGCAGCGCGCCCGGUCGUGUCGGCGGCUGAUUUGGACGACGCGCUCGCAGCUGUGCGUGCGCGGUACAGCGAGAGUAUCGGUGCGCCCAAGAUCCCGAAUGUCACAUGGGACGAUGUCGGGGGCCUCGCGCAUGUCAAGCACGAGAUUCUCGACACGGUGCAGCUGCCGCUCGAGCAUCCGGAGCUGUUCAGCGACGGCGUCAAGAAGCGCAGUGGUGUGCUGCUGUACGGCCCGCCCGGGACGGGCAAGACCCUGAUCGCAAAGGCCGUCGCGACGUCGUGCGCGCUCAACUUUUUCUCAGUCAAGGGCCCCGAGCUGCUCAACAUGUACAUUGGCGAGUCGGAGGCGAAUGUCCGCCGCGUGUUCCAAAAGGCACGCGAUGCCAAGCCGUGUGUGGUGUUCUUUGACGAGCUGGAUUCGAUUGCGCCGCAGCGCGGCCAGCAGGGCGACUCGGGCGGUGUGAUGGACCGCAUCGUGAGUCAGCUGCUCGCCGAGCUCGAUGGCAUGGCGUCAGGCUCGGCUGCGAGUGACGUGUUUGUGAUCGGCGCGACGAAUCGACCGGACCUGCUGGACCCGGCGCUCUUGCGGCCGGGCCGCUUUGAUCGCCUCCUGUACCUGUCGGUGGCCGAGACGCACGAUGCACAGCUCCACAUCUUGCAAGCGCUCACGCGCCAAUUUGUGCUGGACGACGACGUCGGUGAUUUGCGCGUGAUUGCGGAGCAGUGCCCCUUCCACCUGACGGGCGCCGACUUUUACGCGCUGUGCUCGGACGCGAUGCUCAAGGCCAUGUCGAACAAGGCCGCGGAGAUCGAUGCCGUGGUCGCGCGCCUCAACGCCGAGCCGCGCGCGCCCGAGCACGCGCACUGGCCGCAUCCGCUCACCGUGCCAUUCUACCUGUCGGAGGUCGCGCAGCCCCACGAAGUGCGUGUGCGCGUGAGCCGACGGCACUUUGAGGAGGCGCUGCGCGAGCUGUCGCCGUCCGUGUCGCCGCAGGAAAUGGCGCACUACCGACAGGUCCAACAGGCCUUUUCGCAGCCGAGCGACCCGGCGGCCGCGGAAGGCCUCGAUACCCCGCCGUCCAGGCACGAGGCGCUGGACACGGCGGCUGCGGGACCCCACACGGCCCCUCCAUAA
Molecule: messenger RNA, 3333 nt
Organism: Malassezia restricta
Lineage: Eukaryota; Fungi; Basidiomycota; Malasseziomycetes; Malasseziales; Malasseziaceae
Product: peroxin-6
Exons: 1
Coding region: 1-3333 (1110 amino acids)
Biological process (GO): protein import into peroxisome matrix
Cellular component (GO): peroxisomal membrane; cytosol
Molecular function (GO): ATP hydrolysis activity; ATP binding
Source: RefSeq, a predicted model, not a curated record